Messenger RNA from Neofelis nebulosa (Clouded leopard), 1144 nucleotides. RefSeq names its product dnaJ homolog subfamily C member 8. The transcript has a single exon. Gene Ontology annotation, cellular component: nucleus. The record is from RefSeq and is a predicted model, not a curated record. NCBI's taxonomy places the organism in Eukaryota, Metazoa, Chordata, Mammalia, Carnivora, Felidae. The coding region runs from base 10 to 771 and encodes 253 amino acids.
GAGGGGGAAAUGGCGGCUCCAGGAGAGAGCGGGGCUUCGGCUGGCGGAGGGAGCACUGAGGAAGCAUUUAUGACCUUCUACAGUGAGGUCAAACAAAUAGAGAAGAGAGAUUCAGUUCUAACAUCCAAAAAUCAGAUUGAAAGAUUGACCCGUCCUGGUUCCUCCUACUUCAAUUUGAACCCAUUUGAGGUUCUUCAGAUAGAUCCUGAAGUGACAGAUGAAGAAAUAAAAAAGAGGUUUCGACAGUUAUCCAUAUUGGUGCAUCCUGACAAAAACCAAGAUGAUGCUGACAGAGCACAAAAGGCUUUUGAAGCUGUGGACAAAGCUUACAAGUUGCUACUGGAUCAGGAACAAAAGAAGAGGGCCCUGGAUGUAAUUCAGGCAGGAAAAGAAUACGUGGAACACACUGUGAAAGAGCGAAAAAAGCAAUUAAAGAAGGAAGGAAAACCUACAAAUGUGGAGGAGGAUGAUCCUGAGCUGUUCAAACAAGCAGUAUAUAAACAGACCAUGAAACUCUUUGCUGAGCUGGAAAUUAAAAGGAAAGAGAGAGAAGCCAAAGAGAUGCACGAAAGGAAGCGACAAAGGGAAGAAGAGAUUGAAGCUCAAGAAAAAGCCAAACGAGAAAGGGAGUGGCAGAAAAACUUUGAGGAAAGUCGAGAUGGUCGUGUGGACAGCUGGCGGAACUUCCAAGCAAAUACAAAGGGGAAGAAAGAGAAGAAAAAUCGGACCUUCCUGAGACCACCGAAAGUAAAAAUGGAGCAGCGUGAGUGACCACCUAGGGUCGCGGCCACAGAACCUUCCCCCGACUGUCUCCCCUCCUGCUUCGAAGGACUCAUUCUCUCUUCCCAUUUCCACCCCAACAUAGAAUAGUAGUUGCUUUUUAGUCCAUUUUGUUUUCAAUACAAUUUAAUAUCGAUCAGAGUAAUUCUUUUGUACAUUGAAAUGAGGGGCUCAGUUUAAAAUGAAACCUUACCCCACCCCCACCCCUAGACCAACCAGGAUUGGAAGGUGCCACCAUGGGUGCCGCCUUCUCUUCCCACAGCCCGUAACUUAAUGUUUUGUACUUCACUGAAUUGUGAUGGUUAGAAACCUCGUGUAUAGUUUGUGGAAAUCAUCCAAUUAAACAUAUUGCUUAAAAAAAAAA